AUGCAGUCCGGCUUUUUUCUCUCUUUCCUGCUCACCGCCUGCGGAGCUGCCGUCGAUGAUAGCUGUCCGCCUGCCACGAUCGCAAAGCUCAGCGACUUGUACGCUGACCCGCACCUGCAUUCGUGCCAGAAAGUCAUCUCCGAGACUUCACCCACAAGCGACGAUACGAAAAAGCAAGUUGAGACCAUGUGUACUUCCGACGAAUGCCGCACGCUGAUUGCAGACAUCCUCACGUUCAAACAUGCUGACUGCAACCUGACGUACGUCGGUGUUGAGUUCGACGUGCGCGAACUUGCCGACCGAUUUGACCAUGCAUGCCAGAAUGGUACGGACGAGAGCCGUGACACGAAGAAGUAUGCGCUCCCUCCAACGACGACAAAGAACGACACAAUGGACCACGGCGGACGGGAUGAAUCGGUUCAAAACGCGGAUGAUAACGACACGCACGUUGCGGCAACCGAAAUCGAGAACGACGACAGCGAGAUGAAGCCCCCGCUAAACGCCACGGCGAAAGAGUUUUUCCCGACGCCCAACACCACAUACAAGGCAACAGUCCCAAAAACCGUAAACUAG
Messenger RNA from Hyaloperonospora brassicae, 573 nucleotides. Lineage: Eukaryota; Oomycota; Peronosporomycetes; Peronosporales; Peronosporaceae. The record is from the annotation of a GenBank genome assembly.